Molecule: messenger RNA, 1976 nt
Organism: Xiphophorus hellerii (green swordtail)
Lineage: Eukaryota; Metazoa; Chordata; Actinopteri; Cyprinodontiformes; Poeciliidae
Product: solute carrier family 17 member 9-like
Exons: 13
Coding region: 186-1553 (455 amino acids)
Biological process (GO): transmembrane transport; ATP transport
Cellular component (GO): membrane
Molecular function (GO): transmembrane transporter activity
Source: RefSeq, a predicted model, not a curated record
CGGUGAAAGCAGCCCUUACACAUCUACUGUCAGGAAUGGAAACUGCUUCCAGUAGCUGACAGACACCAGUGUCAACAAGUCGGGUUAGUUCGACUGGUUUGUGUCGGUGGAUAUGAGGAAGCCCAACUGGCAGAACGGAAGAGCUUCUUGGACUGCAGCAGAGAGAAGAUACCGGUGCUGGGUGAAUGGCUGAAAACCACACCGCGGGUCAGAUCAGGGAUUUAAAGGCUUCUCUGGAUCUUAACAUUUAUGGACCCGAAGAGCAGGCGGGAGAGUUGGAGAACCAGAACCUGUGGUCCAGAUCCCUGGCUAGAAAAUGGACGGUGAUGCUGUUUCUGGGCACCUGCCUGCUGUACUGCGCUCGGAUGACCACGCCGGUCUGUGCCGUCUCAAUGGCCGCCACUUUCCACUGGAGUAAAAUCGACUCGGGUCUCGUCCUGGGCGGCUUCUUCUGGGGAUACUGUUUCACCCAGAUCCUGGGAGGACAUGCCAGCGACAAAGUCGGGGGAGAGCACGUCCUGUUCAUCUCUGCAGCCUCAUGGGCUCUGAUCACCGCUGGGACUCCGGUGCUGGCCCAUUUGGGCCCCCACACCCUGGCUCUGAUGACGGUGGCCAGAAUCCUCAUGGGUCUACUCCAGGGUGUGUUCUUCCCGUCUUUGGCCAGCUUGUGCUCCCAGCGCGUUGUGGAGGCUGAGCGAGGGUUCUUGAUGAGCACCAUGCACAGCGGCAGCCAUCUUGGCACGUUGUUGGCGGGUGGAAUGGGGUCGGUGAUGCUGGACAGGUACGGCUGGGAAAGCAUGUUCUACUGCACUGGUGUCCUGGCUGGACUCUGGGCCAUCACAGUGAAGUAUUACUUAUUAAGAGGCGACGUCACAGUGAAGCAGAUGGAAAAAAAGAGCGAAAUUCAAUCAAGUUUGUCCAGAAAACGUUGGCUGCACCUUUUCAAAAAGCCUCCAGUUUGGGCCAUGGUGUUCGCUCACAUGUGCACCUGCAGCACGUCCUACACGCUGCUGUCAUGGCUGCCGAUGUUCUUCAAGGAAUCGUUUCCUCACGCAACCCCUUGGGUGUAUAAUGUGGUUCCCUGGUUAACAGCGAUCCCAUCAGGUCUUGGUGCAGGAUUUGUGUCGGAUUUUCUCAUCGCAAAAGGAUACAGAGUUGUAUCUGUGAGAAAAAUAAUGCAAUUUGGUGCCAUGGGUCUCUCCAGCAUGUUUAUUCUGCCCCUGUCCGGAUCCGUCUCCUUCACGUCUGCUGUCGUCUUCAUUUCUGCUGCCGUCGGUUUCACCACCUUCACCGGAGGUGGUGUGUCUGUGAAUGUGCAGGAUCUCACUCCAUCAUGCGCUGGAGCGCUCUAUGGGUUUAUGAACAUGAUGGGAGCCUUAAUGGGUCUGGUUCUGGUGUCGUUCUCGGGUUACCUGAUCGAGGUCACCUUGUCGUGGUCCGUCGUCUUCGCCCUCGUCGCUUUGGUAAACGUCACCGGCCUCGGCGUCUUCCUCGUCUUCGGAGACGCUCGACAUGUCGACCUGCAGGAGAACGACUAUCUCAUCCUGGAUUAAAUCAUCCUCAGUUAUUUAAGUUAGAUUAUUAUAUUUCUUUUUUUAUAUUAUUAUUUUGAUAAGCCAGGGAACUGUGUAGAAAAAUACUAGUGUUCAUCAAAGCUCUGGAUAUUUUCCCUGUUGCAGAGAAAAACAUCAAUCAAGUCUGUAAACAUGCUGAAAUGAAGAAACUUUCUGAAUAUUUUUUUUCCAACAACACAUUAAGCUGCUUUGUACAAAUAUUAAAAAUAUAAUUUAUUUAAGAAAGUUAUAUUUUCACAAGAGAACAUUUACUUUAAUAUUAAAGUUGUUCAUUGUUUCAAAAUUAAAGCACAAGCUGGAAAGAUUUUCUGAAAAUAUUUAAUUCUGUAGAAAAAAGGAACUUUAUUAAUCACAAAGAGAAAUUAAAUGUAACUUGUAUAAAUCAAGUUUCUUCAAAGAGUU